AUUAACUAUAUUUAUUGGUUUUCUUUAUAUUUGGUGCUUAUGGUGGGUGUUUAGAAUUACUGUGAGGUCGGUGAAUGUGUUCCUUCCGUGGCUCCCUGUCAACACAUCCACGUGGGGCGGCAGAGGCGGCUGCAGUGCCUGGCCCACAUUUACCCGCCGAGACAAUGCCGAAAGCCCCAACACUGAAAAAAUGCCGGGUGCACCGAGAAGUGAGUCGGGUGAGCACCAAGGCGGGGGUGAAGGGGGCCAAGCCAGCCUCGGGGGCACCAGCGCAGGGCCUCGUCUUCAACACAGACCUUGGCCAGCACAUCCUCAAGAACCCUCUCGUCAUUACUUCCAUGCUGGAAAAGGCAGGACUCAAAGCAACGGACACGGUUCUUGAGGUGGGUCCUGGUACUGGUAACAUGACAGUCAAGCUUCUAGAAAGGGUGAAGCGAGUGGUGGCCUGUGAGAUAGAUUCAAGGAUGGUUGCUGAGCUGCACAAACGUUUCCUCUCCACACCGUACCACUCCAAGCUGGACAUCAGGAUAGGAGACGUGCUGAAGGCUGACCUGCCCACCUUUGAUGUCUGUGUGGCUAACUUGCCCUACCAGAUUUCUUCCCCCUUUGUAUUCAAGCUGUUGCUGCACAGACCGCUGUUCCGCUGUGCUGUGCUCAUGUUUCAAAAGGAGUUUGCUGAGCGACUGGUGGCUCGGCCAGGUGACAAGCUGUACUGCAGACUGACGGCCAACACACAACUGCUGGCCAAAGUGGACCACCUUAUGAGGGUUGGCAAAAACAACUUCCGGCCACCACCUAAGGUGGAAUCCUCCGUGGUGAGAGUUGAGCCCAAGAACCCAGUGCCUAACAUCAACUUCUCAGAGUGGGAUGGCCUCCUGCGUAUUGUCUUUGUAAGGAAAAACAAGACCCUCGCAGCAGCUUUCAAACAGUCAUCAGUGCUACAGACAUUAGACAAGAACUACAGAACUUGGUGCUCCCUACAAGAGAGGAAAAUCCCAGAAGAUUUCUCCAUAAAGGAUAAAGUAGAGGAUAUUUUGAUCAAUGGAAAGUUUGACAAGAAGCGAGCCAGACAGAUGGAUCAGGAUGACUUUUUAGCUCUAUUACAUGCAUUCAAUAAAGAAGGAGUUCACUUUGUAUAGGUUGUUAGUUUUGUUAGAUGAGUGUUUGAUCUAAAUUAAUGAUCAGGUUUAUAAUUAGACUUAUUGUUGUCUUUUAUCUUGUAUUUAUUUAUUUAUACACAUAAUUAGCUUUGUUCUGCAAGUGCUCAGGUGUGAGUAUUUAAAAACUAUCUAACAAGACAAGUAGUGUGCAGGAAGAAAAAUACUCUGCUCUGGCAUGGUCUGAGAGUGUUAGUGCCUUCACUUUUACAAUUUUGUGUCAUUUUGUGUUUUUGGAACUGGUGAGAAUCAAGUUUGCAAGGGAAUGGUUGGAAGGGAAGUUCUGUUGCCUUGGAGGCAGUGUGUUUCCUGAGUUUGUUCCGAAGUAAGAGUGUUGUGGUGUCUUGCCAAGUAUUAUCGGCGUUUGGAAUCCCUGCUUGUCACUACAUAGUGGUGUGUGGCGACUUGACUGAAGGGAGAAAUGGACCAAGUUUUUAUUCUGAACUUUAGUGCUCUCUUUCUUGGAAUGAAAAUAUACAGUAAAAAUGCUCCAAUAAUAGACCAGCUGUGUAAACUGAUUAGAUUGAAAGUUUUCAUCAGAAAAUAACAUUUAGCCAAUGAUCAUUCUUUACAUCUUGCACUUCACAUCGGUACCAUAUCAGUAUUUUCAGAGAGACACUUGCUUUUGAAACUUGAGUGCCAGGAAGCCAGUACAGAGUAGAGAGAGUAGGUGCUGGAGAUCUCAGAUAAUUUGCAUGGUCAAAGCUGUCAAUGUUUAAGCUGGUCUGUUAUGGUAAAGUUUCACUGUGACGUGUUAGUGAGCAAGGUAUUAAUUUCUUACCAUCAUUGUUAUUCAUUGUUGCCAAAGCACACUUGCCAGAGAAAAAUUAUCUUUACUUCUGCAUCUGUGAUACAUUCAUAUGAACUGUGGAGUCUGUUAGUAUCUUGUGGUGUACAGGAAACCUCAAGUAGGAAGUAAAACACAGAAAAAGAUAAUGCCAUGCCAGAUAAAAAUAAAACAGUUGAAGCAGGUGACUCAAGAAAGCUUAAACAGGUCAGAAACAAAAGACAAGAUAUUUUAUAGCAGUAACACUGGCUUAGUGAGGUGUUGCUGGAGUGAAGACAAUUUUUUCCUCUUUGCAAGUGUGUGCUACUUGUUGACGGAUUGUUAGGUUUAGGGUCUUGGUGCUAGUCACAGAUUAAGCCAUGUAUUUAUAUUCUUAAUUGUUUCUUGUCAUCAAAUUAAUUACUUUAUUUUUAUAAGUUUUUUUUUUUUAUUACAAUGAGGAUUAAUUUAUAUGAAGAAGAGUUUUUUCUCUCCUUUAAAAGUUACAUAACUUUUCUAAAUUCACAUAUUUUACAAGAGGAGGUAAGAUGUAUAUGCAAAAGAAAUUCACUCCUUGACUAAGUGGACACCAUACAGAUGUAUACUACAAUAGGAGCUUCAGUACACAGUGAAGAGUACUGUGGGUCCAUUGUUCUGGUCACAAACUGCAUCACAGUCAGACAUUCACCUUCCUAGUGGAUUCUCAGUUUAGUACUGUUUACUUCGAGACAUUGAGAACCCACAGAUGUAUACAUGAUCUCACACACACACACACACACACACACACACACACACACACACACACACACACACACAUUCAAGGGGUGAAGGUACUUUUGUUCAUAACACUCCUAGUGGGGAGGAUCCUGGGGUAAUUUAUUUGAUGGCAGGUAAUAAUGUCACGUUUAUGAAUCAUGAUGAGAGUUGGCAGCUGUUGUCAUGCCUACUGCUGGGGCUUUACUGGGUGAAUAGGAAUAAGAGUAAAAAGGAACGAGAGUGAGUUCCUUCAUUGUUGUGGUAGUUUGUAUUGUGUAAUUAACAAUGUAGAGAUGUACAUAUAGUGACACACCAGUGAAACCAUGUUAUAUAGAUAUAUUUUGAAUACAAGGUACAUGUGUAGGCUGCAGUCUCCUCCACAGUCACAGUUGUGGACAAAAAAAGAUCACCUUUCUCUUAAAUUUAUUGUGACUUGGUAAGCUGCUCCCCUCCACCAGUUAAGUGUCCACUCCCAUCCUCCUCUGCCUGUAUCGUUUCCCUACCCUCCAUUACCCUACCUCAUGUGGCUUGCCACACAGGAAAGGGCUAAAUAGAGUAAUGGGCAAUAUUUUUGUCCACAACUGAACAUUUUGUCUGGGUACAGGGAUAAAUUAUAAUACCAGUUCAGCAUUAUAGCAAAGAAGCCAUGGCAGAGAAAUUAUAGGAAAGUUGUUGGAAUUAUCAUGUAAAUUCAUCUUAUUUUCACAUCUACUUACAAGUAACCAAAAUCUGCAUUAUCCUAAUCAUUCACUAAUUGCUAUAAAUGUAUUGAUAUUCCAGUAAUCUUACUAAACAGGCGUUGCUAAAAUUCUGUGUAUGUAGGGAUUAGCUUUUACUAUCAGGAAGUUGAAUAAUUUAAAAGGUCACAUCGCCUAAAGUUAAGAUUCGUCAAGCUGCUCCACCCUUCCCCUUUCAUGCACGCACUGGUGGACUUGGUAAAUAUGGCCCAUCACACACUACCAUUUGUCAAGGCAUGCGGUAGGUUAUGGCUUCUUGGAGGGUGUAACUUAUUGGCACUUGUUGGUUGGAAAGGUAUCGUAGUAUUCAUGACAGGUAUGGCAGCAAAUAUGGAUAAUGUAUUCUUUUUAUAUUUAGCGGUUAAAAGAAGUAACCUCAGUGCCCAGACUAUCAUCCCUUGCAUUUGUUAUUCAGACCACCUUGUUGAUAUCAUCCACCAGAUACCGUUAUACAAAACUGCAACCUUGAAAACUUGAAUGUAUGAAAAAAGAGAAAGUAUAGAGCGUUUGCAUACACUCGCGGCCUAAGAUACGAGUCCCAUCUUUCCAUGCUGGUGGGGUUGAACUAGCCUGAAUCUCACUUCUAUAAAGAAAUUAAAAUGGUGUGAAAA
Molecule: messenger RNA, 4027 nt
Organism: Eriocheir sinensis (Chinese mitten crab)
Lineage: Eukaryota; Metazoa; Arthropoda; Malacostraca; Decapoda; Varunidae
Product: probable dimethyladenosine transferase
Exons: 6
Coding region: 75-1139 (354 amino acids)
Biological process (GO): rRNA methylation
Cellular component (GO): mitochondrial matrix
Molecular function (GO): rRNA (adenine-N6,N6-)-dimethyltransferase activity
Source: RefSeq, a predicted model, not a curated record